Arabidopsis lyrata subsp. lyrata is the source of this 1144-nucleotide messenger RNA. RefSeq names its product cyclin-U1-1. Bases 271 to 903 code for a protein of 210 amino acids. The record is from RefSeq and is a predicted model, not a curated record. Gene Ontology annotation, biological process: regulation of cyclin-dependent protein serine/threonine kinase activity. Lineage: Eukaryota; Viridiplantae; Streptophyta; Magnoliopsida; Brassicales; Brassicaceae. Gene Ontology annotation, molecular function: protein kinase binding. The transcript is spliced from 2 exons.
GCUAGUAUUAAGUGGAAAUAAAGUUAUUUGUUUGAUAAAUAAAGAUAUUGAUAACUAAUUCUAAUUUAAUACAAAAGUCAUCGGAAUCCUAUCUUCUCGCAGGGUGCCACGUGUCAAUCCAUCUCAUAAGCUGGAAGUCAGACCAAACAUGAUAACAUCCCCACGUUACAUCUUAAGCUCAUCGUAUCUCCACCACCCAAUCUACAAGCCAUCUAUACCCAAAACGAACUGUACAACAUGGCCCAUUAACGUGAGAAUUGAAGAUAACCCAUGUUAACCGUAGCCGGAGACGAUGAACUAGACCCGGUCGUGGGACCAGAGCCGCCAACGGAAGCAGCCACUCCAAGAGUGUUGACUAUAAUCUCCCAUGUGAUGGAGAAGCUCGUGGCACGAAACGAGUGGUUAGCUAAGCAAACUACGGGAUUCGGGAAGAGCUUGGAGGCAUUUCACGGUGUCAGAGCACCAAGCAUAAGUAUAGCAAAGUACCUUGAGAGGAUAUACAAGUACACAAAAUGUAGCCCGGCGUGUUUCGUUGUUGGGUAUGUGUACAUAGACCGGUUGGCUCAUAGGCAUCCUGGUUCUUUGGUUGUCUCCUUGAAUGUUCAUAGACUCCUCGUCACUUGCGUCAUGAUUGCUUCCAAGAUACUAGACGACGUGCACUACAACAACGAGUUCUAUGCUCGGGUAGGAGGCGUGAGCAAUGCGGACCUGAACAAAAUGGAGUUAGAGCUUCUAUUUCUUCUUGACUUUAGAGUUACAGUGAGUUUUAGAGUUUUUGAGAGCUAUUGCUUUCACCUCGAAAAAGAGAUGCAACUAAACGGCGACGUUUCUUCCCUCAAAGAUAUUCAACCAAUGCAAGAAAGUCUCUCUCCUUCAUCCUCUUUAUCAUCUUUAUAUGAAUGAUAUGUAUACAAGUUUUUUUAUAUUUCUUUUAACUGAACGCGUUUGGUUGACAGAAAAAGUUUAUCAACUGACUAUCUAAACUUUUCACUCUUUUUACAGAAAUUAUCUCAAAUUUUUGCUAGAAAAACUAAUCAAGAUCUCAAACGAUGUAUACUAGACUAGGACAAGGAUUUUACAAUGUAAACCAGAUAAUUUAAAUAGUUUGCAAUUUUCAACUAAAGUAAAUAGCUUUUUUCCUACA